GAAGAGGAGAAGUGUACUGUAGAAAUUGAAACAACGGGUUGUGUUGAUAAUCGAGUCGACGGCUGUCUGUGAAAUCCAAGAUGCCAUACCUUAGGGACCUCCUUUUAGUCUCCCGAAAACAUGUUUAACAUGUGUGCAAAGACACCAAUGAAGGCAAGUGCCCAGCUAGGUAGCUGGGAGUGAGGAUGAGCACACAGUUUACGUCAAGAAACGUUUGGAAGUGCACGGAUGAGGAGUCUUGAUGUUCGGGACUUUAGAACAUCAGCAAGGACAAGCCAGGAUGGGCGAUGCGUUCCAAGAAUACAGGCAAACAACAUGCAUUGUAACAGAGGGCCGCUGCGGAACCUGGUCCAACUGAUCAAAGUAUAAAGGAGUUCACUAGUAAUUGUGAUAGUUGGCCAUCUGUUUAAAAUUCACUGCACACACUGACCAUUCUUUGCAUUCUUCAAACCAACCAUCUCGAUAGUAAAGAUGAACUCUGUCAAGGGUGGCACAGUUACCUGGCGUCCCCAGCCGUGGCAGGACGCGGACAGCGGGGGAGGGGAGCCCCUCUCGGACAGUGACUCAGAAGAGGAGGAUUUUCCUGAUGACAGCACGACGCCACUCGGGGACUACGUCACACAUGGCCUGAAGCAGUUGCUUGAUGCGCAGCAGCUGUGUGAUGUCACACUCCUGGUGGAGGGGAAGAGGUUCAUGUGCCACAGAGUUCUCCUGGCUGCAGUGAGCCCUUACUUCAGGGCCAUGUUUACAAGUCCCCUGGUGGAGUCCAGGCUGGCCGAGAUACGCCUUGAGGAGGUGACGCCCUCCGUCAUGGACACGGUCAUCCAGUUCAUCUACACGGGGGAGGCGGACCUCAGCCUGGACACGGCAGAGGACCUGUUUGUGGCGGCCAGCCGACUGCAAGUCAUGCCCCUGCAGGACCUCUGCUCUAGGUUUCUGUUUGAGCACCUGUCAGUGGACAACUGCCUGGGCAUGUACUCCUUAGCACGCUCUCACCACGACCAGCUGCUGCUGCGUGCCUCCUUGCGGCUGGUGGCCCAGCACUUCCCGCGCGUCUCCCGCCAGAAGGACUUCCUGCUGCUGGACCCAGGCACACUGGCCAGCCUGCUGGAGUCCGACCGGCUGGGCGUGGAGUCGGAGACGGAGGUGUACGACGCGGCCCGGCGCUGGGCCGAGCACCAGCCGUCGGAGCGCUACACCCACAUGCCGGCCCUGCUGCGUCACCUGCGUCCGGGCCUGCUGGCGCCUGAGGAGAGCCGGCGGCUGAACCAGGAGCUGGGCAGAGGGACGCAGGCCAUGGGAGGCCCGCUCAGGCCGCGAGAGGGGAUGUUUGAGAAGAAGAUCGUGUGCGUGGACCUGAAGCCGCGCGAGGACGACGCGUUGCGAGAGCACGACUACACGGUGGAUUGUUUCGACCCGCGCACGGGCAAGUGGGAGAAGCUGGCGGCGCUGGGAUCGCUGCUGUGCCCCGGCUGCACGGCCACGGGGGGCCGCCUGUUUGUGGUGGGCGGCAUCCUGCGCUCGGGACAGGUGUCGGCCGACGUGCACGAGUACGACGUGAUCGGGGACCGGUGGAUCACACGUGCGGCCAUGGCCCAGCCCCGGGCCAUGCUGGGGCUGCUGGGAUGCGGGAGCUCCUUGUACGCGCUGGGCGGCUGCAACCGGCAGGCCAUGCUGGACACGUCCGAGACCUUCGACAUGGCCACGCUCAGCUGGUCGCCGGGCCCACAGUUGCCGCUGCCGCUGCGCUCGUUCGCCUGUGCGGCGCUGCGUGGGCGCCUCUACCUGCUGGGCGGCGCCACCCUGGAGCAGAACCGGGCCGUGGUCCACGCGGGCGUGCUGAUCUACCACACGGCCACCGCGAUCUGGACGCGCGUGCCCCUGGACUCCGGCGCCACCUGCUUGGCUGGAGGGGUGGCUGUGCGCGGCGGCAUCUGCGCCGUGGGAGGGUACAUGCGCGACGCCGCCAAGUUCCUGGACGGCAACUACACGCAGCUGGAGCCGCUGGACGCCACGGGCCGCGUGCUGUUCUUCCGCGAGGGGAGGGGCUCGGGCCAGGAGCGGGACGUAACGCCUGGGCAGGACCGCGGCGGGGGCAGCGACCGGGCCCCCAGCCCUGUAGUGUUCCCGGGACUGCCACGGAGGAUCGCGGCGGGGGGCGUGGCGCGGUGGAAGCGCAGGAUCUACGUUCUCGGGGGCGAGAACGGCUCUCGGUUCUACGACAGCGUGUACUGUUGGAAGCCCGGCUGGCGCAGCUGGGUGCAGAGGCGGGAGAAACUGCCGGGCGACACGGGAGGGGUGAGCCAGUUCGGCUGCACCACCCUCAAGUUCCCCAAGAAACACAUCCUGGCCCGGCUGAGGUCAGCACAGGACAAGAAAGCGGAUCGUAAAGGGGAGGGGGAGAGGACAAGAGGGAGAAGGAGACGACGCAAUCAAGACACAUGAAGUCUUUCAUUGCAGAUGGAAACUUUUUUUUUAGAAGUUGAAACUCACUGAUGGGGCUUGACUGGUGAAAAGAGUAACCAAAAAAUGUAUCGGUUUGGAUUACUAAUUUGAGAUGUAGUUGCUUUUUUGGGAUUUUUUUUUUAGAAUUACAAUGACUUCUUUUGCCUGGGUAAUUGUGCUCCAGUUUCAGAGCAAAAUUUAUGGAAUGGAUUGUAAAUGUUUUUUUGUUUUGUUACAAGCGCUUGAGUAUUGCUUAGGGUUAAAAAAAUGCUUUGUUAAAAAACACUGUGUCUUGCACAUUGGCACGCUAAUACAAAGACUUGCCAAGUAAUUAUUUCAACAUUUUCAUCAAAAUGUAUCUUAAUUAUUCACACUAAGUUGGCGGAAAUGUGCCACAGACUUAUUGAAUUGGAUUUUUUUUUUUUUUAAUUAAGGAAAGUAAAACGAAAAGUAAAAAAACGUUGGAACAGUUUUCAAAACAAAUGAUUUUUAAUUAGUUAUGGCACUGUAUGGUUUUGAGUUUUCCAUUCAGAUGGCAUUCUAAAAUCACGCCUCAUGAAUUAACAACAGGCUGUGCCAGCAUCAUUUUUUUGUCUAUGUAAACAUUGCUACAGUUUAUUUCAAACUGGAGAAAGACCUGUGUAAUAAAUGCAGAUUUUGCAUAUAAA
Engraulis encrasicolus (European anchovy) is the source of this 3113-nucleotide messenger RNA. RefSeq lists its product as uncharacterized. The transcript is spliced from 6 exons. The record is from RefSeq and is a predicted model, not a curated record. NCBI's taxonomy places the organism in Eukaryota, Metazoa, Chordata, Actinopteri, Clupeiformes, Engraulidae. The coding region runs from base 472 to 2445 and encodes 657 amino acids. Gene Ontology annotation, molecular function: protein binding.